AAAAAUAAGAUAAAAGUUCCCAUAUCUCCCCAAACAUUCCUCCCUGCGUGACCCUCCCGAGGCACACCUGACCCCAGCCUCCCCACACCUGCACACACCUGCCAUAUAUGUCCAAGAGGCUGCUAUCAUUCACCAGUCGCCAUAUUAACAAGAGAAUAAGAUUAGACCGGCGCCAGGGUAAGAUGAGGACCCUUGCCCCUACAGCCGCAGAUGGUGCACGGGGGGACCACCUGGCGCCCCCUCCCUCCCCACACCUCCCCGCCACCUGUCACCUGCUGGACACGCCAAUUAAGGGCAGGUGUGACAAGAAGGAGUACAGGGUCAUCAAGCUUGAGAAUGGCCUGACAGCUCUCCUCGUGUCCGACAUCAACAGAAUCCAACACUCCCCUGAAGAGGAUGAGGAGGACGAGGAGGAGGAGGAAGGUGAUUCAGGAGAGUCGGAAGAAGAUGAUGAUGGCGAGGAGGGAGAUUCCGAAGGGGAGACAGAUGACAGUGAAGGGGAGGAGGAGGAGGAAGAACGGGGAGACUGCAGAAGGAAGCCAACGGACACCACUAAGUAUCUGGCCGCAGCAUCCCUGACGGUUGGCGUGGGCAGUUUCGAGGACCCUGAGGACAUCCCGGGCCUGAUGCACUUCCUCGAACACAUGGUCUUCAUGGGCUCGGAGAAGUACCCUAAGGAGAAUGAUUUUGAUUUCUUCAUUACGAAACACGGCGGACACGACAACGCCCACACCGACAUGGAACACACCACUUUCUACUUUGAGGUGCAGGAGCGGAACCUCACUGGCGGCCUGGAUAGGUUCGCGCAGUUCUUCAUCAACCCUCUCAUGAAGCAGGAAGCCAUGGCGAGGGAGAGGGAGGCAGUGCAUAGCGAGUUCCAAAUGGCGUUACCCGAGGAUGCGUACCGGGCCCAGCAGAUCUUUGGGACCUUCGCCGCUGAGGGACACCCCAUGGGGAAGUUCACAUGGGGUAACGAAACCACUCUGAACACUGGGAUCCCCGAUGAGGCCCUACACACAAAGCUUCACGAACUACGGUUGAAAUAUUAUUCUGGGCACUAUAUGACGCUCGCUGUGCAGGCGCGACUCUCCCUCGAUGACCUGCAGGAACUGGUCUGCAAUAUCUUCUCUCAGGUCCCCAACAACAAGCUCCCACGGCCAAGUUACACACAGUUGGAUUAUCCGUUCCCACCUGACAAAUUUCACCGUCUGUGUCGCAUCGUGCCCACCAAGGAGGAGCACAGUGUCGAGGUGAGCUGGGCCCUCCCGUCGCUCCUCGCACACUACCAGACCAAGCCCCUGCACUUCAUCAGUCACCUGCUGGGACAUGAGGGGCGUGGGUCUAUCCUCUCAUACCUCAAGAAGAAGGUGUGGGCAGCCGGUCUCUACUCCGGCAACGAUGAGUCUGGGUUUGAGCAUAACAGCACCUACGCUCUCCUUAGCAUCAGUGUCGACCUCACCGACGAAGGCUUUGCAAAUCUCGAGGAGGUGUUGUGUGUCAUCUUCCAAUACCUGGCCAUGUUGCGGGAGGCCGGGCCCAUAGAGAGAGUCUUCAAGGAGAUACAGCAGAUCGAAAGGCUCAAGUUCGAGUACGCAGAGGAGCUCUCGACGGUGGAGAACGUGGAGAAUUUGUCAGAAGCGAUGCAACUCUACCCCCCUGAACACUACCUCACCGGGGACUGCUUAAAUGAACACUACGACCCCAAGAUCAUCAAGGAGUGCCUAGAUGCAUUGGUUCCCGAGACCUGCAACAUCACCAUCAACUCGAAGACCCAGGAAAGCCGUUGUGACCUCACCGAGAAGUGGUUCGGCACCAAGCACUGUCUGGAAGAUGUCCCUAAGGAGUGGAAGGAGAGAUGGGCCAGCCUCCCCCAAAACCCCGAGCUCUUCAUCACAACGCCAAACCUCUUCAUCCCCGAUAACUUCGACCUCAUAACCCCAGAGAAGGACGUCCCGGAUUAUCCCGAGCGCGUGGUGGAAGAUGAGCGCGGGACGGUUUGGUUCCGGCACGAUGUUAAGUUCCAGCUGCCGAGGACCUACUGUUACGUGUACCUGCUCAAUGAUGUCACGCUGAGGUCCCCGAGAAUGGCGGCGCUGCAAGACCUGUUCCUGCGGUUGUUUGAGCAGCAGGUGAUGGAGGAUGUGUACCCGGCAGCCAUGGCCCAGUACGCCUACUCUCUCAGCAGUGGGGACCAAGGGAUGCUGCUCAAACUUAACGGGUUCAACCAAAAGCUGCCUCAAGUCCUGGACCUCCUUCUGCACCACCUGGAGACCUUCGGCGAGAACCUUGACGAGAUGACCUUCCAGGAGAUGCGGCAGCAGCAGAUGAAGCAAUACUACUGCAGCAUCCUCAAGCCUGACAGGGUGCGAAAUGACCUGCGGCUGUCCGUCCUGCAGGAGGUUCACUGGACGUCACAGCAGAAGCUUCAGGAGAUCAGGACGGCUACCACCAAGGACCUUCUGGAGGAGUACGUCCCUCAUAUUCUCGCCCCUAGUAGCGUGCAGGUUCUGGUGCAGGGCAACACCACCCCUAAGGAGGCCGAGGAGCUGUACCAGAGGGUGAAGAAGAGGCUACGUGACCCGCCCAGCCAGCCACUCACCGAGCUCUGCACCAACGAGCUGGCCGGUGGUGCCUGGACGCUGAGGGCCAGGGCCGCCAACCCCUCCAACACCAACAGCUCAGUCAUCAACUAUUACCAACACAAACAGGGAUCGCUGAAGCUGGAGGUCCUGCACGAGUUCAUUGAUAUGGUGAUGGAGGGCCCAGUGUUCGACCAGCUGCGUACGAGGGAACAGCUGGGCUACCAUGUCCACUGUACCAACCACAACACUUACGGCAUCUUGGGCAUCUCGGUCACUGUCAAUACGCAAGCUAACAAGUUCAGUGUCUCCCAUGUGGACCAGAGGAUCGAGGCCUUCCUGGAGGAGUUUCUGAGGACUGUGAAGAACAUGGGGGAGGCUGAGGUGGUGGAGCUCAAGGAGACACUCACCAGCAUGAAGCAGACCAUUGACUUGACGCUUAAAGAGGAGGUCGACCGGAACUGGAGUGAGAUCAUCCAUGGGGAAUAUGUGUUUGAUCGCCUUAAGCAGCAGGUCGACUUGAUUCAGGAAAUAACGAAGGAGGGUGUCAUCGAGUGCCUCAAGGAGCUGGUGGGUGCCAAAGGGCCGGGCUACAGGAAGCUGAGUGUGCAGGUGGUGGGCGCCAGCAACCCUGAAGCCGGCUCUCCACCCUCCCUUGAUACCCUCUUAGGGCAAGGCAGCGUUCCAGAGCUCCUGGUGCCUGAGGAAGGGGAGGAGACGGGGGUGCCCAAGGAUCACUUCAUCACGGACAUCAAAGCCUUCAAGGAUAAACUCAAGCUUUACCCGCCAACCAAGAUCGUCUAGCACCUCACACACAUAUACGCACACACACACUUACAUACACACACACACACUCUCUCGUUCCUCACUUUCUCACCCUCUUUCUCUCUCUCUCUCGCUCGCUCGCCCCUUCUGUUCCCCUCCCUUUCUCUCUUUCAUACGUAAAUAGUACGUGUUUGUUAAUUUCUACUCUCGGAAAAUACCGCUCGGAGAAACUAUUAAUAAUCAGACAUUGUGAGAUUGAUAAGUAUACAGUACCCUCUCAAGUUUCGCGCUUGAUUCAUUCCGAAGGUACAGCGUUAAAAGCCUCGGUCACACAUUCACAUCUAUCUAUCUAUAUCUCUCUAAAUAUCUAUGUCUAAAUUCUCCUCCUGUUUCGUUAAAUAUGAAUUUUUUGUAUCCCUUAGAAUAGCUUUUAUACUUGUCUUAUUUAUAAUUUCAAUGUUCUCCUGUUACGUGAAAUAAGAACUUUUUUAACCCGU
Eriocheir sinensis (Chinese mitten crab) is the source of this 3841-nucleotide messenger RNA. RefSeq names its product nardilysin-like. The transcript is spliced from 10 exons. The record is from RefSeq and is a predicted model, not a curated record. Gene Ontology annotation, molecular function: metal ion binding. The coding region runs from base 108 to 3383 and encodes 1091 amino acids. Lineage: Eukaryota; Metazoa; Arthropoda; Malacostraca; Decapoda; Varunidae.